AAACUAUAAUAUCCCGGUAAAAAGACCGAGAUAUAAAAAUAAUUAUAUGUUUGUUCAUUAUUUAUUAAAAAUACCUUGCUUUUAUUUUUAAGUAUGAUAAAUGUGCCCUCUAUUUCAUUUUAUUUCUCUAAGAUAAUAUAAUUUUUUAAAAUGGACAUAGAUUUAAAAUUAAAAAAGCAAGUCAGUUCUGACCAACUAAACGCAUUAUUGGAUUUCUUGAAAGAGCAUAAGGAGCUGGCCAAAGGUUUGAUCAGAGGCCGACGUGGAAAACUAAAUACAUUGAAAUUGUGGAAUCUGUGUGCUAAAAAACUUAAUGUACUUAAGGAUGGUGCAACAAAAGAUGGAAAAGGUUGGUCAAAGUAUUGGUGUGACUGGAAAUACAGAGUGCGAAGGCGAGCUCUGGAACAAAAAUCCUCUAAACAAAGCAAAAAUUUCUCUCUGGAAAAUUCUACACCCUUAUCAACACUGGAAGAAGAAAUUUUGAAAUUAAUCGGCCCGGGUGCUUUAGAUACUGUAGUGAUAAAAUUGGAUCCUUUAGCAGAGACGGAUAUCGAUGAAGCUGAUAACAUAAUAGAAAAAAAUUCACAUGCUGAAUAUACAGGAACACAACCGAAGUUAAUAAGUGGCAGAAAAAGACGACAUACAUCUAGAGAUCUUGAUGAUUCAGACAACAUUAGAGAGAUUUCCUGUGAUAGAAAACCUGAGCUACCUGCCAAUAUAGAUGAUUCAGAUCACAAUGAUGCAAAAGAAUUUUUGCGUUUGGAAAAAGAAAAGUUGGAAUAUGCUAAAAAAUCUCAAGAAUCAUUACAAACAAUAUCUUCUGAAAUAACAAGGCUUGCUGAUGUCAUGAGUCAUAUCAGAGAUGUAUUAAUCAAUAAUAGAAUAAAUGUUUAAAAA
This is a messenger RNA of Vanessa tameamea, 897 nucleotides long. RefSeq lists its product as uncharacterized. The transcript has 6 exons. Bases 151 to 894 code for a protein of 247 amino acids. The record is from RefSeq and is a predicted model, not a curated record. Lineage: Eukaryota; Metazoa; Arthropoda; Insecta; Lepidoptera; Nymphalidae.